UCCCCUUCUCUUGGUGUGCCGGACUCCGUACUUCAGGGGUGUAAACCGAACUCCUGUGGGAGGCCAGGACGUGGGCUUUUCCCUGCACACCGCAGUGCUUAAUUGGCUCCCUCCAUUAUGGUGUUAGACCUUCCUUUGAAACACAGGGUGUCAGGCACGGCCGGAUUAGACGGGUUUGCUGGACCGGAUCAGGUCACUGGCACGUUACGUGCGCUUUGGGCCGGAAUUUCCUCCCUACUGGAACGGAAUCCAAGACAGAUGCUGAAUUUUCAGGCAGUGUAUUAAGGAGAAGCUGAAAUCUAGUGGAAUAAUGUUGGGAAACCCGCUCACCCUACAAACAACUCGGCUAAGGUGCCAAAUUGCUCCUGUAUUCUCCCUCCGCUCCUUUUCGUUUCUGGUUCUCUGGUUGUGGUCACUGCCUGAAAUGUCUUCACCUGAAGGCCCUGUCCGCUCAAGUCUCCCCGCUGUGACUUGCAACUUCAGAGACGCCUUCCCCGGCCCGUCUCAGCACCCGUCCGUAAGCUGAAGGCCUAGGACACAGCUGUGUCAAAGCUGAACAGAUCUUGUUAGGGGACUCCACAUGUUAAUUGCAAAGACGCCGGACCUCCCCUUACCUUGUCUCUCUCAAUUGCAAAAAGAGGCAUGAAUCCAGCUGUGCAGGAAAGGGCUGCCUUUGUGAACAGAUGCUGCCUCACGAAAGGGGGCGUCGAGCUCCCUCGGGCUGCAGGAGAGGGAGCACGGUCGUGGUUUGCCGUGAGACGCGCAGGAGCCGGUGGGGCGAUCUCCAGUGAGCUAGGCCCCUGUCUACUGGCACAGAGUUUGUAUUGGCAGAGCAACGAGCUCGGUCACCUGGGAAGAUGAGAAGACGUAUGGCCUGUUACCUGUUGGUCCUGUUGGCGACCGCGACCACAGGCUACCCCUCUCGACGAUCCGCUGUCGAUUUGGACGCGACCCCAAGGAUGACAGUCGCCUAUAAUGAGUUAUCCAAUGUCCGGCACUUCAGCAGCCGCGCCCUGAACUACACCACCCUGCUGCUGGAGGAUGAGAAGGGGAUCCUCUACGUGGGAGCGCGAGGGGCCAUAUUCUCCUUAAACUCCAGCAACAUUGCCGACGGCUCCCAGAGGGAGAUCCGGUGGGAGGCGUCUCUGGAGAAGCAGAUCGACUGCCUCCAGAAGGGCAAGAACAACAAGACCGAGUGCUUCAACCACAUCCGGCUCGUGCAGAGGCUGAAUGACACCCACCUGUAUGCCUGCGGCACCUACGCCUUCCACCCGCUGUGCGCGGCCAUCGAUGCCGACAGGUUCACGCUGCCGCCCCACUUGGAGGAGGGCAAGGAGAAGUGUCCGUACGACCCCACCCGCGGCUACACUGGCCUCAUCGUAGACGGCGGGUUGUACACGGCCACGCGGUACGAGUUCCGCAGCCUGCCCGACAUCAGGCGCAACCUGCAGCAGCGGCCCCUGAAGACGGAAGAGUCCCCCAUGCACUGGCUAAACGAUGCGGAGUUCGUGGCCUCUGUGCUGGUCCGGGAGAGUGUGCGCAGCCCAGUGGGGGACGAUGACAAGAUCUACUACUUCUUCAUGGAGCGGGCAGCGGAGGAGAGCGCCUCCUUCGACAAGAGCCAGGUGGCCAGGGUGGCCAGGGUGGCGCGGGUGUGCAAGAGCGACCUGGGAGGGAAGAAGAUCCUGCAGCGGAAAUGGACGUCGUUCAUGAAGGCCCGGCUGGUCUGCUACAUCCCCUACUACGAGGUGCUCAAGGCCAUGCACAGCGUGGACGGGGGCAGCUGGCCCAGCACCGUCUUCUACGCCACGUUCACCUUGUCGGCUCAGUGGAGGAGCAUGGAGGCAUCCGCCGUCUGCCAGUACAACAUCUCUGAGCUGCAGCGGGCUUUCGAGGGCCCCUACAUGCAAUACCAGGACACCACCCGCAAAUGGACCCUCUACGAUGGGGAGGUGCCGUCCCCACGGCCGGGCUCUUGCAUCACCAACCGCUCCCGCGAGGACGGCUACCGCUCCUCCCAGGACCUGCCCAACAGCGUGCUGGAGUUCGUCAAGCUGCACCCGCUGAUGUUCGAGGAGGUGAAGCCGGCGCGGGGGGAGCCCCUGCUGGUGAAGAAGAACGUGCUCUACACGGCCCUGGCGGUGGACAGGGCGCCGGCCCUGGACGGCCAGCAGUACGACGUGCUCUUCAUGGGGACGGGUGAUGGCUGGCUGCACAAGGGGGUGGUGAUCGGCUCCGCCGUACACAUCGUGGAGGAGCUGCAGGUCUUCGGGGCCCCCCAGCCCGUGGAAAGCCUGGUGAUCUCCAAAGGCCAGAGAAGCGUGUACGUGGGAGCUGCCAGUGGAGUCCUGCAGCUUCCCCUGUCCAGCUGUGCCAGGUACGGCUCCUGCUACGAUUGCAUCCUGGCCCGGGAACCCUACUGCGCCUGGGACGGCGAGGGCUGCAGGGAGGUGGCCAGUGCUGCGGACAGGACCCAGCUGACCCAGGACGUGCAGCACGGCAGAGAGGGCUGCAGGAACGGCUCUGCCCAGGUGCCCCCUGUGCAGAAGAACCGGACGGUGCUGCGGGGCGACGACGUGCUGCUGCCGUGCGAGCAGCGCUCCAAUCUGGCACGGGCCACGUGGCUGGUGAACGGCACGGCGGGGCUGGCGGCUGGGCGGGGCCACUUCCGAGUGGGGGUGGAUGGGCUGCUGGUGACAGACACCCUGCCCGAGCACAGCGGGGACUACGGCUGCUACGGGGAGGAGAAUGGCCUGCGCUCCCUGCUAGCUGCCUAUGCCCUGACGGUGCUGCCGGAGCCGCCCAAGGAGCCAGCGGCACCCACGGCCCCGCCGCUCCCCAGCCCCAACCGCCAGGCCUCCCCCGACAUGAAGUUCGUCUACAUCGCGGUGAUCGCCAUGCUGGGCGGGCUGUGCCUGGUGCUGAGCGCUGUUCUGCUCCACGUCUCCUGCCUUCAGCGCCGCAAGGGCAGGUACGUGCUGGGCGACCCCAGCGCCCCCUCCGUGGAGCUGCAGACGGUCUCGGCCAACUGCCUGGGCGGGGACCGGGAGGAGGAGGAGCUGAGCCGGGAGGACGGCUGCCUGCAGAUCAUCCCGGGCGAGGCCCCCACGGCGGCGUCCCCGGCCAGGGAGACGCCUCUGGCGCCCCCCCCGCCACCCCCCCCACUCCCGGCCGAGUUUACCAACGGCAUCGCCGCCCUGCCCAACAUGCUGCGCAAGAUGAACGGCAACAGCUACAUGCUGCUGCAGCAGCAGGAGGAGCCCAGCCCCUCGCCCCUCUACAGCACCACCUUCGCCGAGGAGCUGAGCAAGAUCCUGGAGAAGCGGAAACACACGCAGCUGGUGGACAAGCUGGACGAGAGCUCCGUGUAGGGGCCCCCGGACGCCAGUUGGAUUCAAUCCCCUGCCCCCGUUCCCCCCCACCAACCAGUGUUACACAAACCCACGGGAAACUACCUCUGGAACCGAACCGCCGGGCUGGGCCUCGGAGCACCGGGAUCCCUCUUGCUGGGACCGCUUGGGCUCAGAGCCUGUUGUAAAGAGACAUUGAUUGAAAUGGCAAAUCUAUUUAUGUAUAAAAGAUGACAAUCCGGAAACAGAGCCAGAAAUACGGCUGUGUCGGGGUGGGGCGAGAGGAGACGCCUGCCCGGGCACUGGCCUCGGACCAUGGCAUCGAACCGCUCCGGCGAGGUCUCUCCUCAGCCUUGGGAGCGGCAGCUGGGCCGCGGAGAGGUGGGAGCUGGCCCCUGUGCGCUGAGAAGAGUGCCCCCCAUUUCCUGUGCCACAGACACGGGACCCACCGGACCGAGAGACAGAGCCGGGGAACCCGGCGUGGGAGAGAGCUGGGAGGCGGCGGGAUGAGGAGUGGGCAGUGGCUCAGCGCGGGAUGGCAUCUCAGCUCCAGCGCUGGGCACGCGGCCCCAGCAGGAGCCCGUUAGUCUGUGCAGAACGAAGAGUCGUCGCAGUGGUCCAGAAGGGGCUGGCUCUGAUGCAGGGCCCUGAGCUGCAGUGCCUGAGGGAUGCCGGCUUUCAACACAGCCUGACCUGGUGGGGAGAGCUGUGCCUGGCCCCUCCAUCUGCUGGAGAACCUAGCAAUGCCAGGCUGCAGCCAGGUCGCAGGGCAGGGGGUGGGGAGAGAGUCACGGCGGAGUGAGUGUGUACGGGGGUCAUUGCAGCGUGGGGGUGGAGUGGUGCGUGUGGGUGUCACUGCAGCGUAGGGGUGGAGUGGUACGUGUGGGUGUCACUGCAGCGUGGGGGUGGAGUGGUACGUGUGGGUGUCACUGCAGCGUGGGGGUGGAGUGGUGUGUGUGGGGGUCACUGCAGCGUGGGGGUGGAGUGGUGCGUGUGGGGGUCACUGCAGCGUGGUGGGGGUGUGUGCGAGGGUUCACACCCAGCCACAGCUGCACGAGAUCUCCUCAUUACCCAGCUUCUGCCCAGAUGCCCUGAGCUGCAUCUGACCCUGGGUGAUCUCAAUGUGUCCUACCCCCCCAGCUGUCACUCCCCAGCGCUGGUGCCCAACCUGCGAGACCAACCACUGCCGGUGGCAGCUGUCGACAUGGGCAGACCCCGGCUCUCUGCUUGUGGCCUGGCUUCUGCCUUGGUCUGCCCCACGGGCACAUACCCUGCUGUACUGGAACAAACUGAGUUCAUGACGGGGGAGCUGCCUGGUCCGGGGUACAGCUUAAAGCACUCCCUGCCCCCAGCCUGUGCUGGCCCAACCUGGAGCCCUGAGGUUGGCCCGCUCUGGCCUGGGGCUGCCCGGCUCUUCGCCAUGGGGUGCCCUGUGCCCUGCUGCACUGUAGCCUGCCUGCCCUAAGUGUUGUCACGGAUGCACCCACCCCAGCCCCUCGGUUUUCACCCCUUACCUGUGGCAGGGCCCUCACUUUGCCAGGCCCCACCAGCCGUUGGGAACCAAGAUCCCAGGAGCCAGGCUCAGCAACAGAGGACGGGGUGGGUGAGAGGGCAGGGUUAUGUGGACCUCAAGCAAACACCUACCUCCAUCCUCACAUCCAGGGGAGGGCCCCAUCCUGUGCCCUGUCCCAGUUCAGGGCUCGGGUUACACUGAUGUAGCUGGGCGCUGGUGCUGGUCCCAGAUUCCAGCUCCUCUUGGCUUCUGUUGUCUGUCUCCUGGGUCUUUCCUGCCCCGGUGGCACCUUCCUGCCCAUGCGGCCGCAACUCCCCCUGCCUGUGUAAGGCCAGAACGGAGCUGGGCAGGGGAGGGCAUUGUGCCAGACCCUGCUGUGUGUGUGUGUGUAUGUGCGUGUGUGUGUGUGCACUCAGCUCUGUGGGCUAGACGAGCAGACACAUGCCAUGCGACCGUGCCCGCUCACUAGCAUGCCUGAGUGCAGCUCCGGGGGCUUCCCUUCAGCUCCAGCAGCAGGGGCUGUGUUUUGGGGGCACGAGCUCCGGAGUUCUGGCCCCCGCCGUGCACACAUCCUGGGUUUAGUCCAACCACUGACCCCAGGAGCGUGCGGGUGUGCAACACGCGCCAGAGACCGGCCCUCUGCUCGGUUUGUUCUUACGGCGCCUGGGACUGCGCUCGGCUGUCCCGAGAGAGACCAGCUCCCAGCUGAGCUCCACAGCCUCAUCCGUCCCCGCUCGACGCGGCUUCACCCCCGCAGAGCUGCUGUCCGGUGCAAAAUGACUGAUUCAUUAACAAGAGCACUCGGUGCCCGGGCCUCCAGCGUGGCUUGGGAACAGCCGGCGGCAACCGGCGCUUCAAACACAGGGACAGUCGACUCCAGAACAGCCACAGGCAGAUGUCCCCGAGCAUCCUGGCGAGAGCAAGAGAGACGGCGUGGCUAAGGCAACGCGCACACACACCUGGCUCCAGUGGUACCUGGCCAGCUCUCUAGGCAGUGCGAGUUACUGCAUCGUCUCUCAAACAUCACCGCCACUGAGAGAGAGACAAGGCCUGUCACGCCGUCCCCCCGCCCAGCCAGCGUGGUCUGCCCAUGCAGCUGGAAGGGGCCCAAGCCGUGGGGCUGGCGCUGAGUCCCUCGGGGCAACGUUCCCACAGCCUGGCAGAGCCCCGGCCUGCUCUCCUCGGGAGGCUUCGUAGGCUCUCACACCAUGGGAGUUCGCACCAGCUCUCCCUGGCUAAUUGACUUUGGCCUUCGCUCUGUUACCAGGCUGCCCUGGUAUUCGGGGCAGGGUGGGGGGAGAACCACCCGUAAAGCUGCUUCAAAACCCUGCUGUGGCUGGGAGCAGGGGUGUUUGCCCAGCAGACCUGCCUACGUAGCCCCCACUGCUCUCGUUACAAGGUGAUGGGCGGGAUGGGGGUGGGGGAAAUGCUUGUUCUCCCUCCCUGCUGUUGGGAGGUGCAGUGGGGGGGCUUCUGGCAUUGGGACAGCGUGGUGAAAAUGCAGAGCGAGCCGGCUGAUGAUCCGACAGCAGUGGCCCCAGGCGCUGCUGUAACCGUCCGGGGCCGUUGCUGCAGGGUUGGUAAGGCUGCUGCUGUGCCCUGCACCCCAGCAUUGCGGGUCCUCGCCCAUUCCCCAGCCAUGCCAGGGAAAGCCCCCGGUCAGCAUGGCUCAGGGAGCAAAGUGCAGACCCAGGGCGGUGUGUGCGCGCCAAGGGGUGGUAGCCCUGCUCCUGCACAGAUCAUCAGCCAGCCUCGGUGCCUGGUUCCUGGGAUGGGAAGAGGAGGGAGGAAUCGACAUGGCCGGGGCUGAGUCCAUGGCUGAUCCCCUGGGAAGAGACGGGGCUGGAGCCCUGCAAAACGGAAGCACCUCGGCUCCAAGACAGCUUGAGCUAAACCCAAUGUACCAACCCGGCUGCCCAGCAGCCUGGCUCAUCCUCAGUGACAUUCCACCAUGGACAGUCAUAGCGGCAGCGUACAGCACCGUGCACCUGGUGGCCUCUGCCCCUUGCUGCUCAAUAAACCUGGAUCUGUCUGAAUGA
Gopherus flavomarginatus (Mexican gopher tortoise) is the source of this 6902-nucleotide messenger RNA. RefSeq names its product semaphorin 4G (gene SEMA4G). Lineage: Eukaryota; Metazoa; Chordata; Testudines; Testudinidae. Gene Ontology annotation, molecular function: chemorepellent activity; semaphorin receptor binding. Bases 858 to 3371 code for a protein of 837 amino acids. The transcript has 17 exons. Gene Ontology annotation, biological process: neural crest cell migration; negative regulation of axon extension involved in axon guidance; positive regulation of cell migration. The record is from RefSeq and is a predicted model, not a curated record.